Copidosoma floridanum is the source of this 912-nucleotide messenger RNA. Its product is annotated as homologous-pairing protein 2 homolog. Gene Ontology annotation, biological process: meiotic joint molecule formation; homologous chromosome pairing at meiosis; meiotic strand invasion involved in reciprocal meiotic recombination. The record is from RefSeq and is a predicted model, not a curated record. Gene Ontology annotation, molecular function: recombinase activator activity; double-stranded DNA binding. Gene Ontology annotation, cellular component: condensed nuclear chromosome; DNA recombinase auxiliary factor complex. Lineage: Eukaryota; Metazoa; Arthropoda; Insecta; Hymenoptera; Encyrtidae.
UUGACUGUUACACACUUAUGGUUUGUUUUAAAAGAAAAGUUUGUAUUUUCUCGGCUUUGUAUACAUUCAGACGUUUGUCUUAUGAUAGGCAGUGAUAUAAGUAUUACAAAUAAAGAAAAUAACUUAACGUAACUAUAGAUUUCGUAUCAACAACAACACUAUGACUACCGAAGCUGUUUAUCGGUAUAUGAAGCUGAAAAACAGACCAUUCAGUGCCAAUGAUGUGGCCAAUGCUCUGGAAAAAGAACACAACAAAAGUGCCACACAGAAAGCUCUUGAAAAACUAGCUGAUCAUGAAAAAAUUUUUGUCAAAAUUAAUGGUAAACAAAAAGUUUACUGUGCAAAACAAGAUACAAAACAAAACCUGGAGGAGUUGAAGAUGAUUGAAAGAGAGUUGGAGUCACAUGCAAGCGAGCAAAAUAGGAAAUUACAAGAGUUAGAAAAAGAGGUAAAGGCUCAAGAAUCUGCUCUUAAUUCUCUCAAGUGUGGCAUGAGUUUGGAAGAAGCUGUGAGAGAAAGGAAUCGCCUGAAGGAGUCCAAUGCAAAAUUUACUGCUAAGCUUGAUGAAUUGAUGGAAAGUUCAGGGAAGCAAGAUUUAAGUGGUGCCAAGAAAAAAGCCGAGAAGGAUCUUAAGUUUUACAGUCAAGAGUACUCGAAAAGAAAACGCAUGUGCAACGAGAUAUUGGAAUGUAUAAUGGAAAGUUAUCCUGGAAGUAAAAACCAACUGUACCAAGAUAUUGGAAUUACUUCGGUUUGAAAUCAAACCUACAUCCAAUCAAUAAUCUCAUGUUCAUUAGUUGUAUUAUUGUAAUGUUUGUAACUUUCAAAUGGUACUUAUGUUUCAAUCAUUACAACUUAAAUAUAUUUUAUACAAAGAUUGCGAAUCGAGCUACCGAAAAUAUUUGUCUAACU